Molecule: messenger RNA, 8257 nt
Organism: Anopheles merus
Lineage: Eukaryota; Metazoa; Arthropoda; Insecta; Diptera; Culicidae
Product: ras-interacting protein RIP3-like
Exons: 3
Coding region: 83-1774 (563 amino acids)
Source: RefSeq, a predicted model, not a curated record
AGUUUUUCCUAGCUGGCAAAUAUACUCUCAAUAAACUCAUACACUCUCUCACACACACACACACACCCUCAUAGUCAAACAAAUGCCUUCAUCGCCCACGUUACUCGACGACAACGAGGAAGAAGGAUCUUCAUCGUCCGGCCGUCCGGAAAAGUCCUCUUCCAACUCGUCGUCCCUGUCCGCCGGCUCGACCAUAUCGACGACCUCUUCUAGAACCUGUUCCACCUCUUCCUCUUCCUCCUCUUCAUCGUCGUCGUCUACGGCUUCCGAUGACGAAACGAACCAAUUGGACGAAAAAUUACCCGAAAAUGCGAAUGAGAACGACGGCUGCGGUGGUGGCGAUGCUGGUGCCGCGAUACUGUCUGCCUCUCCAACAGCUUCAGCUUCAGGAGCAGCGGAUGGGAAGGAAUCGGACGAGACGCCUGCCUCCGCUCCCAUCGAUGACGCGGACGCAUUGCUAGCAAAGUCGUCCGAGCUGCUGAGCCUAACGAAGGAGGAGCCUCUCGACCAGCUGCUGUUCCUUUCGCCGAAGCCGACGAAGGAGCCCAUCUACAGCUUGCCGCGCCAGUCCAUCUACUACAACAACCGCGACAUUCUCGACCUCGGGAGCAAUCUGCGGGCGCAGGGCGGUGGUGGUGGUGGUGGACUAUCCGGUGAAUUCGCAUUCCAGUAUGCCGUACUGCCGGAUACGAACAACAUUCAGUUCUUUCUGCAAAAUCGCUCCCAGUACCAUCGGCUCGGCCCGAACGGCCACGUGCAGGAGUUUCGCAUGGCCACGUGCACGUGCUGCGACUUCAAGUAUCCGGUCAACACGGUCGGAGCGAACGCCACGGCCGCUCCAGUGAACCAGAGCUGUGCCACCCUGAACCUGUCCAAUCUGAACGCCAACCAGAUCUACGGCAAUCUGCAGCAGCAGCAGCAGCAGCAACAGCAGCAGCAAAUACAGCUGCAACAACAGCAGCGGCUGCGAUGCAUGCAGUAUCAACAGCAGCAAUACAACUACCGUGCCAGUGCCGGCGUUGGUAACAGCAACAACAGUAUGGGUCGCGAUUACAACAUGUACCAGUCUGGCAAUGGUGGUGGUGGUGCUGCAGCAGGAGGUGUAGUUCCGUCGUCUUCGCGCUUCAACAAUGGCAUCUACGGAUCGGGAGCAGUGCCCGGUGCAUCCUCGCCGAAUGCACAGGGAGGAGGCGGCAUGGCGGCUGGCGGUAGCUCUGCAGGCAACGGCGGCUUCUUCAACAACAACGCUUUGAUGGGUCGCGAUCAGUUCAAUCCAAUGGUCUCCAUGACGAUGCAGUACAACCACAACAGCGGUGCUAAUCCCAAAGGAAUCUCGCAAUCGAACGGUGGCGCAUCUUCGCUAUCGUCUGCCGCUGCACUGCGCCAACAGCAGCAGUACGAGUUGUCCCAGCAGCAAAAGCAGCAGUACGUGAACAACUACUCGCUGGGUGCCGGCGCUAACGCUGCCAACAAUACAGCCUCCAGUGCCGCCGUCCGCCUCCAACAGCAGCAGCAACAGCAGUCGCAACAGUCAAGCCAUUACUACAAGAAAAAUCAAUCCAUGCGCUAUGGAGGACCAACGGGUCUGAACGCGAACAUGAUGUCCAGUGGUCCGGCCGGUUCCUCCAACUGGAAAAACUCGAUGACCAAUAACGCGAUCCAGGAUACUGCUGCGAAGUUGUUUAUGGAACUGAACAAAAUGCAACAACAGCAGCAGCAGCAGCAGCAGCAGCAGCAGCAGCAACAGUCCCCCUACUACGUACCUUUCCUGUAAAGAUAUUGUCUCUGUGCAAUGCAAACGCGCGCAGGCAAGCAAAAGACAACACAAAAAAACGACACAGUUAAAGUGUGUUUGUGGAAACGAUGAGAAUAAGAACUCAAGCGAAACUCACACAAAAACACGCUGAUAAACAUUAGCCUCAAACAAUAAUGGACCAACAAAGCAAAAGAAAAACGCAAACGAAAAAUGCAUUGGAAAAUGUGCGAAAAGAAAAGACCAAGACACAAGCGGCAGCAGCAACAUCAUGAUUAUCGUCAUCAUCAUCUCGCCAUCGUUACCAAAGUUGCCAAAGCAAACAAACCCGAUUGUUUUUUACUAACCUUCUUUAUCUAGUUGUAAUCACACAUCCAUCUGUCACACACGAAGAUGAUCAGUAUCUCUUGUCUUGCGUAAUUAUAAAGGAAUAAUUUAAUACGAUGGAACACAAACACACACAGAGAGAUUUAUGUGAAGCCAGCUCAAAUUUCCAAUGCUCUCCCUGCAAAGCAACAUAUGCAUAUGCUGAUGGAAAAAAAAACAAACACGUUGUUAUUACAUGUCCAUCGAAGCCUUCCUGUUAAGAAAACAAUUGGUGGGUAACUGUAUUACAAAUUACGUUUUCCAGCGAAAUACGUAACACGAACAAUGACAUUCUAUACAACACCUUUACUAUUAAAAGUAAAUUUUUACUGCUACUCUAAAGAAGAAGAAGAAGAAGAAAAGAAGGUUUCGACAACGUUUACCCAAUAUUAUUGUAUUGCUUCCGAAGAAGUGAUAAGGUUACGAAUUAUCGCAGUUACGAUCCUGUAAGGAUCAGGAACAGAGAGGUAGAGACAGUGCUCUAGCAUUUUUAAAUCCACCACCGCUGGCAGCAGCAUAAGGCAGCAGCAGCAUAAUGCGAAAACCAGAUAGCUUGCGAAGCUAAUUUUCGCGCUCACCAGUGCAAAAAACCCCCGUACAUAUGUAAUACAAGAAGAAACCCACCAGUACCAUCGAUCUUUAGCAUAAUGUGCACGAUAUUAAGCCGUCUUUUGAAAAAAUGCGAAAAAAGGAUGUGAUAUUUGAGUGGAGAGAGAGGGAGAGAGAGAGAAAGAGAGAGGUGUCAACGGGAGAAAUUAAAAAAAGGAAAAAAAAACAUACCGAACAACUACAAUGACACAGUCGUCCCUCCUUUCGCACUCUCUAUCUCUCUCUCUCUCGCGCUCAUUGUAUAGCUUGUUGGGAAUAACUUGCCACCAGUCGGAAUCCAACAAGAAAAGAAACACGGGAUUUAGAUGCUUAACCCCGAUAGGGUGCGCGCGCGCUCGCGCUUGAGUGUUUGACACUCCUGUAUACCAAAUUCUCAUCACCUACACACGUCUUCACGCCUUGUUUCGGACACAAUUCCGGUAAAGCGUUCCAGUAGUAAUAUUCGUGCAUUACCUACCACCAGCAUACGCGCACCGUGGUUACCCACAUAACCAACAAUAACAAAUCUUCCCCAAUCGUUUGCUGUCGGCGAGAACGAUCACCGCACGGGUGUGUAUAUCGUACCGAAGCGGCCUUCGACUUCAAUGGACGGUAGCAGCACUUACCUUUUCGGCGAUAAAGUAUUCAAAGUCUUCAAAAAACCAGCGAUACAAACACACAAGCGCGCGUGCACGUAAUUUGGUAUGUUUUAUAAAACCUGAAACCACAAUCCCCCCAUACGAAGAUCAAAUCAAUGGUUAGAGCUAGUGCUAUUCGAAAAGAAACACCGUUACGAAAUCACACAGUGAUUCCCCUCGAUGGAUGGAAAGAGAUAAAAAGUAUUGGCGAUAUUAUUAUUACUAUUAUUAUUACUGGCAGAUAGUGUGAGUAGUAAUUUAAACAAGAAAACCCUACAACAAGACAAAAUUCUUCUUCUCUGCGUAAGUAUACUAAUUAGCGGGACCGUGCACGCGUCCAUAUGUCCCCUCCGAUCGAACAGUCAGCAAACGCGAAUGCGUAAGACACACAACAACCUUAUAAUAAUAUAGCGAAUGGCAAAUGUUACAUUUAAACCAGAUUCGAGCGAGAGCUGUACGAAAAAGCGAGUAUAAUAGAGUAUGUGGAUGUGUGUAUGUAAAUGUUGUUGUUGGAGCGUCGAUUUAGAUUAGUCAAAGGGAGAAGGGGAGAGAGUGGGAAGAAAAUAACAGAAUUACCGAAACUUAAGACAAUGCAGGAAUUAUUAUUUUUUAAUUAUUUAGUGAUUGAUGCAACAACAAAAAACCCAGAAAAUGAACUAAUACCCGUUACUAUGAGCAUAGGAUUAUUAUUAUUAUUAUUACUAUUAUAUAUUUACCUAGUUGUACUAUUUCGAUUAUCAGUAGUACUGUGUAAGAGCUAGCUUUACUGGCGCGUGAACAGCAGCCGCUCAUCAGCCGCGUACCAGCCGCGUACCAGACGCGUACCAGCCGCAAAAAAUGAAAGUAAUUGUGUGUUGUUUGCUGUUGAACUCUCUUUUAAGAGUGUUGUCGGACCGAUGCGGGCGCAGGAUAACAUAGAUGGCGAUAACAGAAACAAAAUGCGUCCAAACAUUGAGCAUAACACACACACACACAUACAUUAUAUAUCCCCCCCUCCCUUUACAUGUUUACGUACAAGACGCGAUAAACUUACUGUCUAAAAAAAAGAAAAGAAAAUCUUACAAUCACACACAAAAUGAUAAACACGCAUGCAUCUACUCUACUAAACAAAAACAAACAAACAAAACAAACUGGUGAUAAUUUUGACCCCAAAACGUAUAAUAUGAAUAUGAUUAUUGGAAUUUUUAAAUCGAAAAAGAAGUGCUGCCGGACGGGGGGCGCGCGCGGCCCUCCCUUUACACAAUAAUGUUACGGAAAGGGGGGGGGGGGGCAGUUGGGUUGUAGAAUUUAAUUCAGCAGUAGUUUGUAACACUGAAAAGCAGAUAGUCAGAACUGUAGUUAUCUAUGUUUUUUUUUUAAUAAUAAUUCACAAAAUAGUUUUACCACCAAUCAGAAUUUGCUCUGAGGGAAUGGGGUGGGAUAGAAACGAGAGAGAGGUGUGUGUGGAAGGUUAUCAUCAUCAUAGUCAAACAUCAUCAUACCGCCAACGCCAAAUGGAUGAUAAUGAUGCUGGAGCAUUGCGAAUAGAACAGUGUUAGAGAUUAUUGAAUGCGAUUGAAUAGCUCUCCUCCUGAUAACAAAAACAAGACAUAAAGAAUGAGGACACAGGGAAAUCAAGCAAAGCAAGAGAGAGAGGUAGACGGCAGGAAAAGAGAAUAAUGUACAAAAAAGAAAAAAAAAACACCCAACACACAUACAAUAUCAGAUGCUGAUGCCGCCGCCAAAACCCCUACACACUACUAUUGAGGCCCGACCCGAUUGAUGAGAGAGAGAGGAGAGAGAGACAGAUCAGUUAUAAACAUAGAUAUAUAUAUAUUAGCUAGCAUCCUCUGCUAUUUUAGAGCUGGGUUGGUUGCUGUUUAAGUAGGAAAAAAAGAAAAAUGUGAUUUAUAGAUCGGAUCGGGUCAGAUAAUAAGAGCGGAAGAGAGAGAGAUUCAUAACAAAAAAACACCGACUGUUUAGAAUGUGCGAAUGAUGGAUCUUAUCGUUAUCAAUGUUUUGCUCACUUCAUUAUGUUAUCUCGUUUAUCCUUUUUAUUACUAUUAUUAUUAUUAUUAUUAUUAUUGUAUCGUUUAAUGAACUUGACGCGCACUUUUUACUUAUCAUAUAUACCUAUAUAGAGAGAGAGAGAGAGAGAGAGAGAGAGAUCCAUCCUUCCUUUUUACCAAUAUGCUAAGCAGAACUGGAAGCAAUGUCGUGAGAGCUAUUUGUUGUGUUAUAUCACCCCCCCACCCUAUCGUUUGUUUGUUCGGUGUUAGCUGCUUUCCUUUUAGUUAGGGAAGCGUUUCGUUUUCGUUUAAUUUUGCUACUCCUACUCUACUCACAUCGAUAUUGAUGAACUACUACUACUACUACUACUACUACUACUACUACUACUACUACUCUGGGCAGAGGCCAGAGCGUUGUUUGAUUCCAGCUAAUAAAUAAAAGGGGGGGGGGGGGUGCAACUUGCUUGUAAGCGAGAUAGAAAGAGGGAGGGAAGAGAGGAGGAGGGCAUACAACGAGUAUAGAGAGAGAGAGAAACACGCACCAUGUGCUACGAACUACUAAUAGUGUAGGCAAUAAUUUAAUAAUGUAUCAAAUGCGUCUAGAAUUGAAGCUCUUUUUUGAUAGGAAUGAACGAUUUGGAUUUCAAUAUUUUGUUGUUGUGGAUUAUAUGAAAAUGCAAUUUGUGGUAUUGUCUCUCCCCGCCCCCUGUAGUUCGAAUAUUCGUAAAAGAAGAAAUACACACAUAUCCUUCCAAGUAUAGUUACAUUUUUCAAAUGGCAGCAAUUUUGCGAUCGAGUAAAAACUACUUGCUUCUUUACCCCACGAUAUAAUAGUGCCAGUGAUCGACUACCCGACAUAUAAGCAAGCGCACGCAAUCAAGCACGCAUGCACGCACUCACGGGCUCCCCGUUGGCAGGAAUAGCGGCAAGGCAUCAUUAUUACCACCCCCCGGUAAAUGCAUCCUCUCAGGUUUUGAGUUGUUGUUGAGCAGCACGACAGCUUUUUGUAGCAAGUAGAGCAAUCGCGGAGAGACGUGUACAUGCCUUACAAAACCUACCUUACCCCGCUGCACAGGAUGGCGUUGUUAGGCGUUUUGAUUAAAACGGAAAAAAACAGAAGAACGCGUAAAAGAAAAUAAAAACUAAGACAGGGAAACGAUAGUGCCACCAAAACAGAACUGAACAAUGCAAAAAAACAAAAAACAAAACUGUAAAAUCAAAGCAUGUGAUAAUAAUAGUAGUGUGUAAUUAUCAGUUGGUAGAGGAUUUAUUUUACUUGAUUAGUUUUGUUGUUGAGUUUUUUUAUUACAUUAAUUCUUCUGAUAUGAAAUCGAUUCGUUGUUGCUAAUCGGUUUGUUUUUCCCCUCAUUUUGAUGAAGCAUUGUUGUGGCUCUCUUCCUGUGGGGGUUUUGCUUUUGAUAAGAAACAAAGAGUACACACACUGUAUGGGAAAACUUGUUUAACUGUAAACUUAUUAGCAAAGUUUAACUGUAAAAUUGCUAGACAGAAGUCUUUGUUUUUUAUCUAUACAACAAACCAAUAUAGUCGUUCCCAUUGUGCGUUUUUUAACGUUACAGCCCAAACUACUACUAUUCCUUCAUUAUUAUAAAGAAAGAUGCACACGGUGCUUGCUGCUUGCAUUCGCCAUUUCUGUUUAUAUUUUAACAAAAUACUCACUUUUUCAUAGUUUUUGUUUUUUUUUUCUCAAUGGAAUAAUGUUGCUCGAUUUUGUAUCAUUUUUUUUAAAUUUUUAUCCUAAUUUACUAUAUUUAAACUCAGCGGUCGAAAUUUUUGUUCAAAGUUAAGCUAAUAUGCAAUCACAGGUACUUACUACACGACUGGUGGUGGUGUAUUGUUAAGCAGAUGGUGGUGAUAUCAUCAUCGCUAAUAAUAGUCUUUCGUUUAAUUAAUUAUCUGUAAUGAUAUGUAUUUUUUGAAUUAUUUUUAUCUUUUCCCCAACCAAAAAUGCACAAUGAAAUGAUUAUCUCUUCUUACCUACCCGGUAAUAAUUAAAGCAAAACGAUGUUGUUGUGUGAAUGACGCGAUCGAUCGAUCGUGUCAGCUUUUUCUGUUGCAAUUUUCAAUUCGUCGUCAUUUCCCCUUUAGUUUAGCAAGCAAAAGGAAUAGUUAGAGAUGCGCUGCAACAACAACCAACAGGAGACAACAGCAAAUAAAGUCACCAAGUUAAUAAAGACUGUUAGCAAAGAAAACAAAAGGGCAAUAUAAAUAAUUCGCGAAAAGAAGUGCAUUACUUUUAUGAGGGAGGUGUGUGUUGAGAGAGAGAGAGAGUGUGUGUGUGUGCGCGAGGAGAGCCAACAAGAGGGAUUAAUAACUUCGUUUCAAUUUGUGUGUGUGUGUGUGUGUGUGGUAGAGGUAGUAGUAUAUGUGCAUUUGGAACGACGAAGGUAUAGGAUGUUAGCAUAAUAAUAAGCGCUGCCUGUGCAAAAACGGAAAGAGAGGGAGGGUGUGUAAGGCAUGUACACGUUUUCCUCCGGCUAGGGGAAAAGGGUCUAAUAAUUGGCUGAAUUUUCUGAAAGGGCAACUAUAUGGAAUAAGCACAGAGAGAGAGAGAGAGAGUCAGAGAGAGAGAGAGAGAGAGAGAGAGAGAGAGAGAGAGAGAGAGAGAGAGAGAGAGAGAGAGAGAGAGAGAGUCAGAGAGUCAGAGAGAGACAGAUCAAUAAUAAACAGAACAACAGUGAGACAACAUCAUACAAACACCAUGCGAAACGAAAUACGCGGUAUAAUACCUAAUUUAUAGUAAAACACAAGACGGACACACGGUUCGACCAAGAUCUCAUAGUGCUGCGUGCAACCGAUGAUAGAAGCAAACAGAAAACACACCGCAUCAAACUAACGCUAUUUAAAUCCUUUAACUUAAUCAAACGCUAACUUAAUAAUGGACAAUUUGUGGGUAUGUGUUAACG